Molecule: messenger RNA, 1391 nt
Organism: Tachyglossus aculeatus (Australian echidna)
Lineage: Eukaryota; Metazoa; Chordata; Mammalia; Monotremata; Tachyglossidae
Product: regulator of nonsense transcripts 1-like
Exons: 9
Biological process (GO): nuclear-transcribed mRNA catabolic process, nonsense-mediated decay
Cellular component (GO): cytoplasm
Molecular function (GO): RNA helicase activity
Source: RefSeq, a predicted model, not a curated record
UUGGUCCUUGUAGGAGAUCAUUGCCAGCUGGGCCCUGUAGUGGUGUGCAAGAAAGCUGCAAAGGCUGGACUGUCUCAGUCAUUGUUUGAGAGGCUUGUGGUCCUGGGAAUCCGUCCAAUUCGCUUGCAAGUGCAAUAUCGAAUGCAUCCGGCACUUAGUGCUUUUCCUUCAAACAUUUUUUAUGAAGGGUCCCUUCAGAAUGGUGUUGCUGCUGCGGAUCGUGUGAAAAGGGGAUUUGAUUUUCAGUGGCCCCAGCCUGAUAAACCAAUGUUCUUCUAUGUGACCCAGGGGCAAGAAGAAAUUGCCAGCUCAGGCACCUCUUAUUUGAAUAGGAUGGAAGCAGCAAAUGUGAAGAAGAUAACUACAAAACUAUUAAAAGCUGGUGCCAAACCAGAUCAAAUUGGUAUUAUUACUCCAUAUGAAGGUCAGCGAUCCUACCUCGUGCAGUAUAUGCAAUUUAGUGGUUCUUUGCCUACAAAGCUUUAUCAGGAAGUGGAAAUAGCAAGCGUUAAUGCAUUCCAGGGUCGAGAAAAGGAUUUUAUCAUUCUUUCCUGUGUAAGAGCAAAUGAACACCAAGGAAUUGGGUUUUUAAAUGAUCCCAGGCGUCUCAAUGUGGCACUCACAAGAGCAAGGUAUGGAGUCAUUAUCAUUGGCAACCCGAAGGCUCUGUCCAAAAAGUCACUCUGGAAUCACCUGUUGAACUACUAUAAAGAACAAAAAGUACUGGUCGAGGGACCCCUGAACAACCUUCGCGAGAGUCUAAUGCAGUUUAGCAAACCCCGUAAACUCGUCAAUGCCAUCAACCCAGGAGCUCGGUUCAUGACUACUACCAUGUAUGAUGCUAGAGAAGCUAUUAUUCCAGGAUCUGUAUAUGAUCAUAGUGGCCCAGGCCGAUCAUCAAACAUGUAUUUUCAAACUCAUGAUCAAGUUGGAAUGAUAAAUUCUGGACCCAGUCAUAUCACUGCUCUGAAUAUUCCUAUACCUUUUAAUCUUGUGAUGCCACCUAUGCCUCCUCCAGGAUAUUUUGGACAAACUAAUGGGACAGCUCUAGGUCGAGGUCCAUCUAAAGGAAAAUCUGGUCGUGGGGUACGCCCAAAAACUCAAUUUGGGAUUCCUGGAACUAGUCAGUCUAUCCUUUCAAAUAGUCAGUCAAGUCAGGAUGUGGUGUCCCAGCCAUUCUCCCAGGGUUUAAUGACUCAGGGUUAUAUUUCCAUGAGUCAGCCUUCACAGAUGAGCCAGCCAGGCCUCUCUCAGCCUGAAUUGUCACAGGAUAGUUACCUUGGUGAUGAGUUUAAAUCACAGAUUGAUGUAGCUCUCUCCCAGGACUCUACAUAUCAGGGUGAACGUGCAUAUCAGCAUGGAGUGACAGGCCUGUCACAGUAUUAAUAUGU